AUGCGUUGCUCAACACUGUUGGUGCCGGCACUGGUAUCCCUUGCUCUCGCUGCGCCAACCUACCCCACGCUCAACCUCCAAGCCGCGUUGCCGGGUAGCAUCGAACAAAUCUCCGAGUACUUCAACAUGCUGGCAACCAAGGUUCAGGCCACAAAGUAUCUGUCCACCGCACCAGUCUGCGACCUCUCCACGGCUAAGCUACCUGAAGCCGCAACCGAGACUCUCGGCAAGCCCAGAGAGGGCCUAUUCCUCAUGCACAUCGCCAUCGGCCGCGGAACCCAGAACUACACCUGCGACACCAGCAACGCAACAGCAGUCCCCGUCGCCACUGGCGCCGUCGCGACGCUCUUCAACGCCAGCUGCGUGGGCUCCCUGUACCCGGACCUGCUCGACAAGCUGCCCGUCGUGGCCAUGGACUUCAACCUCACAGAGGAGGAGACGAACCGCCGCCUGGGACCGAGCAACCUCGUCAUCUCGGGCCAUCACCACUUCACCGGCAAGGGCGUCCCGCUCUUUAUGCUCGAGAACGACGGCGCGUCCGUCGGGGACUCGUACUGCGCCAAGAACGCGUCCAUGCCCGCGCCCCUCACGGCGCAGUCCGGCCAGCACGGCGAGGCGGCGGUCCCCUGGCUCCGGCUCCGUACCGUCGAGCCCAGCACCGGGGACGUCCAGGAGGUGUACAGGAUACACACUGUCGGAGGCAGCGCGCCGGCUUCGUGCCAGGGCCAGGCUGCUACGAUUGAAGUCCAGUACGCUACACAAUACUGGUUCUUCUCUGGCUCCGCUCAAUAA
Messenger RNA from Colletotrichum godetiae, 792 nucleotides. RefSeq names its product malate dehydrogenase. The coding region runs from base 1 to 792 and encodes 263 amino acids. The record is from RefSeq and is a predicted model, not a curated record. NCBI's taxonomy places the organism in Eukaryota, Fungi, Ascomycota, Sordariomycetes, Glomerellales, Glomerellaceae. The transcript is spliced from 3 exons.